AUGAGCAGCUCGUCUCCAGCUUUAGAAACGAGUUCAAUUGCUCAGAAUGAAACAGAUCCCGAAAAAAAAACAAUGACAGAAACGUCAGAUGCAUCAAAAAGUCUAGUUUCAACUAAAAAAACAAAAAAAAAGACGCGUCCAGCUCGGAAACAGGUUGAAACACGAAUGGAAUUUGAGCAGGAGGCUCCUGAACCUGGUCAGGUUUAUAAUAUAUGGUACGGAAAAUGGAGCGGAGGUUCGCGUCGUGAUCCCCUGAAAAGUCAAAUAAAAUCAGAAACUCGUUGUGUUAUCGAACGCGAUUCUGGAUACACGAAGGCAGAUAAAGUUCUCGGGUCUUAUUUUUGUCUUUUUUUUGCUCGUGGCAUGUGUUCUGAAGGUUCUCAUUGCAUUUACUUGCACAGGCUGCCAACAGAGAACGAUAUCUUUAACGCUAACGUUGAUUGUUUUGGCCGCGAAAAACACGCCGAUUACAGGGACGACAUGGGCGGUGUCGGCUCCUUUUUACGGCAUAACCAUACGUUAUACGUUGGCCAAAUUAAACCAACCGAUGACAUUGAAGAGGUUGUUGCUCGUCAUUUUUCCGAAUGGGGCGACAUUGAACGUAUUCGCGUUCUCAAUUCAAGGGGCAUUGCCUUCGUUACAUACGUGAAUGAAGCUAAUGCCCAAUUCGCGAAAGAGGCAAUGGCACAUCAAGCGCUCGAUAACGAUGAAUGUCUUAACGUUCGCUGGUCGACGUUUGACCCCAAUCCGGCUGCCCAAGCGCGUAACCAACGACGACUUGAAGAACGUGCAGCACAGGCAAUUAAAAGGUUACUCCCAAAACAGUUUCUUGAUGACCUCCGUGACAUGCGCGAUGGAACUUCGGAGUCGCGGAAACGGAGGCAGCGUGAACAAGCGUUGGGCUUGGAGGGUUAUACUCCAAGUGAUGAACUAUGGUACGCCGAUGGCACCAAUUCUAUUCAACAUCAACUUGAACAACAGAAGGCAAUCACAACUAGUGAAUCGCUUCCGCAAAACAGUGCCGGAGCACAAGCACCUGAAAGCACAACAAAUAAGUUUGUUUCAGACGACGUGCUUGCUGCCCUUCAACAAGCUGCUUCCACACAUACACCGGAUGCUGAAUUAAAGCCAGUUAAUUCGGCUGUUUCCGGUGCUCUUGUUAGUUACGGCAGCGACGACGAGGAUGACUGA
Schizosaccharomyces japonicus yFS275 is the source of this 1191-nucleotide messenger RNA. Its product is annotated as RNA-binding protein Cwf2. The transcript is spliced from 3 exons. Lineage: Eukaryota; Fungi; Ascomycota; Schizosaccharomycetes; Schizosaccharomycetales; Schizosaccharomycetaceae. Gene Ontology annotation, cellular component: spliceosomal complex; nucleus; Prp19 complex. The coding region runs from base 1 to 1191 and encodes 396 amino acids. The record is from RefSeq and is a predicted model, not a curated record. Gene Ontology annotation, molecular function: RNA binding; metal ion binding; nucleic acid binding.